Macadamia integrifolia is the source of this 2602-nucleotide messenger RNA. Its product is annotated as beta-xylosidase/alpha-L-arabinofuranosidase 1-like. The record is from RefSeq and is a predicted model, not a curated record. The coding region runs from base 18 to 2366 and encodes 782 amino acids. The transcript is spliced from 7 exons. Gene Ontology annotation, cellular component: plant-type cell wall. Gene Ontology annotation, biological process: xylan catabolic process; arabinan catabolic process. Gene Ontology annotation, molecular function: xylan 1,4-beta-xylosidase activity; alpha-L-arabinofuranosidase activity. Lineage: Eukaryota; Viridiplantae; Streptophyta; Magnoliopsida; Proteales; Proteaceae.
UUCAAGUCGGAUUUGUAAUGCUUUUCUUUGUGUCUACUUAUAAUUACUGUGGUGUAGAAGCCGAAUUCAAAAUCUGCGACAUUACAGCAUUCCAGCGUUUGAAAGUGGAUAUGGCCACCUUACCCUAUUGUGACAAGAAACUGCCUUACCAGGCACGAGCCAAGGACUUGGUUGAUCGAAUGACUCUAGCAGAGAAGGUGGCGCAGCUUGGUGACAAAGCCAUAGGAGUAGGACGCCUAAACCUACCAGGGUACGAAUGGUGGUCUGAAGCACUCCAUGGUGUUUCUGAUGUCGGCCCAGGCACUCGUUUCGAUCAAAUCGUGCCUGCUGCCACCAACUUUCCCACACCAAUCCUCACCGUCUCCUCUUUCAAUGAGACCUUGUGGAACACCAUAGGCCAGGUCGUGUCGGAUGAGGCAAGAGCUAUGUACAAUCUAGGAAAGGCUGGACUGACGUUUUGGAGUCCAAACAUUAACGUUGUUAGAGAUCCAAGAUGGGGAAGAGUUACAGAAACACCCGGGGAAGAUCCUUAUGUGGUUGGGCGUUAUGCGGUCAGUUAUGUAAGAGGCCUUCAAGAUGUGAAAGGUUUUGAGAAAUCUGAUGAUCCAAACUCUAGGCCUCUCAAGGUUGCAGCAUGUUGCAAACACUAUGCAGCUUACGAUAUUGAUAAGUGGAAAGGGGUUGAUCGCUUCCAUUUUGAUGCAAAAGUGACGGAGAGGGAUAUGGUGGAAACCUUUGUAGCACCAUUUAAGAUGUGUGUGAAGGACGGCGACGUAGCUAGUGUCAUGUGUUCAUUUAAUCGAAUCAAUGGCGUACCAACCUGUGCUGACCCUAAGCUCUUGAACCAGACCAUCAGAGAGCUCUGGAACCUCAAUGGUUACAUUGUGGCUGAUUGCGAUUCCAUUGAGGUUAUGGUUAGUGGGCAUAAAUACCUCAACGAUACACCAGUAGAGGCUGUUGGCCAAGCACUUAAAGCCGGGUUGGAUCUGGAUUGCGGGAAAUACUAUCCAAAUUAUGCGACAGAAGCAGUGAAGCAAGGGAAGGUGACGGAGGAUAACAUCGAUACAUCUCUGAGGAACAUUUUUGUUGUUCUAAUGAGGCUUGGGUGGUUUGAUGGUAGCCCUGGUGGGUACUCAAGACUUGGGAGGAACGACAUAUGUUCACCAGAGCAUCUCGAGCUCUCGGCCGAGGCGGCAAGGCAGAGCAUCGUCUUGCUCAAGAAUGAUAAGAACACUUUGCCAUUGAACGUUGGAAAUGGAAAGCCCAAGUUUGCCGUUGUUGGACCCCAUGCACAGGCCACUAAAGCAAUGUUGAGUAACUAUGCAUUGAACACUGGUGUAGCAUGCCGUUUUUCAAAACCAAACGACUCGAUCGCCGAGUACGGAGAGGUGGUGAAUGCACCUGGAUGCGAUGGCGUGAAAUGCGCAUCUGGUGAUCAGAUCGGUCAAGCAGUCCAGGCCUCGAAGCAAGCUGAUGCAACUUUCAUCUUUGUGGGACUAGACCUCUCAAGGGAGGCCGAGGGCUUGGAUCGGGAUGACCUUAAUUUCCCUGGCUUUCAGAAAUCACUCAUAACUCAAAUCAGUGAUGCCGCCACCAAGCCAGUCAUUGUCGUCAUCUUUGCUGCAGGUUGCAUCGACAUCGCCUUCAUAAAGGAUCACCCCAAGGUUCAGGCCAUCAUUUGGGCUGGUUAUCCCGGGGCUGAGGGUGGCCGUGCCGUUGCUGACAUCAUUUUUGGCAAAUAUAACCCAGCUGGCCGUCUUCCGCUUACAUGGUACCCGCAGAGUUAUAUAGAAGAAAUACCAAUGAUAUCGAUGCCACUGAGACCCAUCCCAGAGUCCAAUUUACCAGGAAGGACAUACAAGUUUUAUAAUGGAUCAACCAUCUAUCCCUUCGGUUACGGAUUGAGCUACACUACCUUCAGCUAUGCCAUUAAGUCGGCAACAGAUCUUGUUAAGUUGGAUAUGGGGAAGCUCCAACAAUGUAAGCAAAUCCAGUUCUUGGACGGUAGGAAGAAUACACAGUGCCCAGGCGUUGUAGUGGGUGAGACAAAUUGCACCCAAGUGGUGAACGUUAAAGUAGAGGUGACUAACACUGGAAAAAUGGAUGGAGCUCACGUUGUGUUUGUAUACUCUGUCCCACCAUCGGGCAUUGUGGGAGCACCCAUCAAGCGACUUGCUGCAUUCAAGCGAGUGUUUGUAGCAGCAGGAACGUCACAAAUAGUGGACUUCAUGUUGAAUGCAUGUAACGAUUUUAGCAUUGUCACCGAGGAUGCGUAUGAAAUAUUGCCAUCUGGGGACCAUAUGAUCAUUGUGGGAAAUGGGGCUGAUGCAGUUACAGCCAAGACUUCUUUCUUUUUUGAGCAUUAAUAAGUUUUACAUUUUUUUUUUUACUUCUUUUUAUAGGUAGGCUCCAAGGAGGGUAGCACUUAUCAUGACCUUUUACUUAAGGAGUCAUAGUUCUUCCUGUCAUUUCCACCCAAAUAAGCUACCCUCUUUGGAAAAAAUUUUGCUUCCUCUCCGGCCCUCUCCCUUCCCUUCCCCUUUUGGUGAAGGUUACAAAUUAAUAAUGCUUCUAAUUUGUAUGCUAAUCUUUACAGAAUAAU